GGAUGUUUCCGAACAACAAGAGAAAACGAGGGAACCUAUCUGCUAUUUCCCUUCUCAAACCAAAUCAGCCUUCGGGCAGAAGCCGCUGGGCCUAGUCGCCUGCCGCGAGUCCGCAUUAUAGCCUCCGCCAGCCGCCGUCCACCCCAGCGCCACUCCACGUCUCUGGAAUUGAAUCGCAAUUUGCGACUACCAAGUGCUAGUCUGAGCAUUGAAGAAUGGCAGGUAGGCGGGUGGUUAAGUCAGCUAGGUACAAGUUAGCAGUCAAGGACCAAGGUGUCGAUGGCAUUUUGGAAAUGACCAUGGAAAGGUUCAUAUUUAAGCCUAAUGACCCAAUGUCAUCAGCAAAGCUCAAUGUGGAGUUUAGGUUGAUUACAGGCCACAGGUUUACUAAAGAGGGUACCACUAUUAACCCGCCCUUGCUUAAUCUUUUCCGGAAUCAGGGUAAAAACUAUAUGUUUGAGUUCGACGAAUUCUCAGACCGUGAUGCUUGCAGAGAUUUUGCAGCUUCAGCCAUCGCAUCUUGUGGAGAUUCUGGGAUAACCACCCCUACACCUGCAGUGGAAAGUUCUGCAGCUCCAAAUAAUGAGCAACUCAGUGAAUCUGAAAUGGAACGUCGAGUUAAACUUCUGGAAGAUAGUGAAUUGAGGAGACUUCACAAGGAGUUAGUUAUUGGGGGCACUUUGUCAGAUGGUGAAUUUUGGGCGGCAAGGAAGAAAUUACUAGAUCAGAGCAAUGCUAAGAGGUCAAAUCAACAAGUAGCUUUGAAAAAUCACAUUUGGCAUAAAAAACUUACUACUGAUUGUCAGCCUAAUAAGAUUACUUUUAACUUGACACCGGAGAUCAUUCUUCAGAUUUUCACUGAGAAACCAGCUGUUCGUCAGGCAUAUCUUAAAUUUGUACCAAAGAAGAUGACAGACAAGGAAUUUUGGACCAAAUAUUCAAGAGCUGAAUAUCUCCAAGGCAUGAAAAAUGCUUUUGCAGCUGCAGCCGCCAUGGCAGCUGAAGAUGAAGAGCUUGCUGUAUUUUUGAAAAAAGAUGAAAUUUUGGCAAAUGAAGCUAGGAAGAAGAUUAAACGAGUGGAUCCAACACUGGACAUGGAAGCAGAUGAAGGCGAUGAUUACAUACAUCUACCAGAUCAUGGGCUGCCACGUAAUGAUACUAAAGAGACUGAUGACUUACAAACUGAUCCAUACAGAAGGUCUUUUGGACAAGAGCUCAAUCGGCAUGCAGCCGUGGUGCUUCAAGGCAGAACCAUAAAUGAGUUAGGUGACCAAAAAGCUGUAGCAGAAGCACUUGGCACACGUAAAGAGGUUGGUGAAGAAUCUGACGAGAACCUUGGCAAAGAGCGAUCAAAACGGGCUUCUAGAAUGGCUGAGAUUGAGGAUCUUCAGGCACCUCCAGAACCCUCAGUUGCUCCAUUGUCUAUCAAGGAUCCUCGUGAUUAUUUUGAUUCUCAACAAGCUAAUGCAAUCAAGGCAUUUGGGGAUUCAGUAGCUAGUAACAGAAGAUAUAAGUUAAGUGUGAGCACUGAAGAAGCUUUUAGCUCCUUGAAGAAACUUAUUUCAGAAAUCCAUUCACAGGGAUUACUGGAGCCAAUAAUCAGCCCAGAAGCUUCUCUUAAGGUGUUCAGUGCGUUAACUCAGAACAUAUCAAGUACGAAAUAUAAUCUUGGAAAUACCCCUCAGGAUAGCGUUUUGGAUAGGUUGCCAAAUACAACCAAGGAUGAACUAUUACACCACUGGACAGCUAUCCAGGAACUAUUGAAGCACUUCUGGUCCUCUUAUCCAAUCACAGACAGAUACUUUUAUACCAAGGUAAACCGGUUUAUUUGUAAUGAACUGUUGAAUGAGUAAAGGUUGUUCUUGCCGUUACUAAUCCUGUGUUGAAGUACCUCUCAUAUAUAUGACAGUAUUUAAUUAUUUCUAUUAUAUUACUCCGUGAUAAAUAUUUAUUUGUAUUCCAUUCUUAUACUUCCUUAGCCUCACUUUUUUUGUCAAUUUUAAACUCCACACUAUUUUUGCCCCCCUUUUACCUUUUUUGUCCAUCUCACUAUUUAUGUCGCAUACCUUAUUGUGUGGCUCACAUCAAUAUCAACCUCACAACUUUACAUUUCUUAAUUUAUGUGCCCUUAUACCAUGUCCCAGAAAUAAUUGGACGAAGGUGGUAUUUAAUAGUACUGUUUGUGGGUUUUAAAUAUAUACUCCACCGUCUCGUAAUUUUUCUUCUCGGAUCGACUUGGCUUGCAUUUUAAGAAAAUAAAAGUGUGGUU
Molecule: messenger RNA, 2269 nt
Organism: Cuscuta campestris
Lineage: Eukaryota; Viridiplantae; Streptophyta; Magnoliopsida; Solanales; Convolvulaceae
Source: the annotation of a GenBank genome assembly